Messenger RNA from Penaeus monodon (black tiger shrimp), 2138 nucleotides. RefSeq lists its product as uncharacterized. The coding region runs from base 66 to 2138 and encodes 690 amino acids. The transcript has 8 exons. The record is from RefSeq and is a predicted model, not a curated record. Lineage: Eukaryota; Metazoa; Arthropoda; Malacostraca; Decapoda; Penaeidae.
GUGAGAGGCGGCACCACGCCGGCCUGGGCACACGACCACGCGGCAACCUGAACACCAAAGACCCAAUGCUUGCUUUGAAAGAUCUGUUAAGUGGUGGCAAGAAGGCGGACACCAUGGAUGCCGGGUCAGCCAAGCCCACGCGAAGGAAAUCAAUGGCGUGUCUGCGAAUGAUCCCGCGAAAUAUAGUGGCGAGGAAGAGGAGCGUCUUCCUCGACCACCAUCCGGUCUUGACGGAUUGGCAGGAGCCCCGCGAGGACGCUCCUGACAGUGGCACCUCCCCUGGCACUCCUUCGCCCAAGAGCAAGACGCGCGGUGGCGAAGGACACCAGUCUGCCGGGGAAGGGGAAGGGAAGGGGGAGGGGGACACUCUGCCGGAGGAUAACGGGAGGUGUGCGAAAGCGGCCGCUUUGGAAGGUCCUCGGGAGGUGAUUUCGGUAGGUGGGGUAUCAGGUGCUUCCCCUUCCAUCCCCACUUCCAUUUCCACCGCCGCAGCCUCCUCCUCCACUGCCGCAGCCGCUACCUCCUCCUCCUGCUCCACCUCCGCAAAUACUCCCACUCGGCGCCGCAUCAGAGGCUCAGAGACGUGUAGUCAGGACGGCCGCACUCAGCAGGUCAUCCCUCUCCAGCAUGGUGACUCACUCAACAUCUCGGACAACCAGAGCUUCUGCCAGAUCGAGAGGGCGCUGCAGAGGAGCCCCGGCGAUGGCGACGAGGCCCCGCGAGUCGUGACGUCCGAUGAUAAGAGAGAGAACGACGAGAAAGCCGCCAUGACGUCACAGGGGAUGCGAGCCGUGGCCACCGCCGAGGCCAUCGCUGCGUCAGGAGGGAGGCAGACGGCCGUCCCUCCGCAGGGCAGCGCGAGGCAGUUGACUUCGUGGGCGUCGGGACAUCGCCACGCUGGCCACGCGGCCGAGACUCAGGAGGAGUGCACAUGCAAGCCGCAUCCAACCGGAAUUGGUGGAGGAGGCGCCGUAGGAGGAGGGGGAGGAGCGAGAGGAGGCCCACACGGAGGAUCCUUCAGAGCGCCUCCUCAGCCCCCCGCUCAUCACCGAGGUCCUCACAGUCCCGUUCUGCCCCCUAAGAAGUCGUCCCAGGCGGCGGGGGGUCGACGGAUCAGCCUGCCCGAGGGACCCAGCCAGCCUCCUUUCUUCCUGCAGAGGGAUUCCUCAGGGCUAACUUGCACAUGCCCGCAGAGCACCUCUUCCAGCGCCAAGAGACGAUCCCUGAGGGACACUCUCACACUCCCGAGACUCGCCCUCGCGUCCGAGGCCGCCUCUAACCAAGAUGACGGAAGAUCCAGCUCAUCCUCCCUCCACGACUACCCUCGCUACCGACGAAGCAUUAGCCUGGGCCAGAUCCUGCAGCACUCGGACGGCCCCUACAACGACGGCUUCAACAGCGCCGGUAGCACAUACCCUGGCAGCAGCGAGACCUCGCCUGACACGCACACAGAUGCCACCGGGCGAGAACUGAGUGACUUCGAGAAGGAGAACCUGCUCUUCCUCAAAGACUUGGACAACAGCUAUCACCGACCCUUGACACAGAGCCUUAGCAAUACCAGCCUUGGCUCGACCUUCUCCGAGGACUCUCUGACAGGAGACUCCACGCCGAGAGGAGGAAGCCCUUACCCGGGUCGCCGUGAAUUCCCGAGGACAGCCUACUCGCCCUCCAAGACCUCGGCCUCCAAGAUUAUCCGCUCCGUCUCGAGGGAGGAGCCAGAGGACGACUUGUCCGAAGGGGAGGCCAGUCGAGACGGGCGGAGGAGACCCGAGGCCACGGGAAGAAAGAUCUCGCUGCCGAUUCUCGCCUACCGGGGAAGUACAAGUGACUCGUCGGCGCCGUCCAGCGUGUCGAGCCUGCAGGGGGCGCCGGCGUGGUGGAACAGCCGGCAGGUGCGAGAACCUCCGCCGAGGAAGUUCUCCCUGAACCACACUUCGCCGUCGCCGUCGUCCAGCUUCGCCCAAGCCAAGAUGGUGUUCACGGGCCGCAGCCUGUCGUCCCCGAGCGAGCCCCCGUCCCGGAUCCCCAUGGCCACCCACAGCAACGGGGGGUUCCUGCAGGAGCCGCCCUGGAGGUCCCCCAGGGGCCUCGGGUGCGCUUCGUCCACCGUCCCCAACGCCAGCGGCCAAGGUGAGUAG